Molecule: messenger RNA, 1655 nt
Organism: Monodelphis domestica (gray short-tailed opossum)
Lineage: Eukaryota; Metazoa; Chordata; Mammalia; Didelphimorphia; Didelphidae
Source: RefSeq, a predicted model, not a curated record
GAGAACAGCCUGGCAACCAGGAGACCUGGCUAAUAGUGACUUAAGAGGAACAUUGCGCUUUUUGACGUCACUUCCGGUGCGACGACUUGCUCUUCCAAGUCUCCUCUAGUCCAGGGCGUAAGAGGAGAUGGCGGCCCUGGGCGGUGUCCGUGUGAUAAGCCAAUCACUGGUAGUGGGUCGGAGACCUGGAGCCUGGAGGGGCCUGAUCACCACAGCUGCCACCCACUCUGCUCAGCCAAAGCAUGGGGUGGGUGAUGAGAAGGAGGGUAAGGUGAUACCUGUCACUAUGGUGCCCGGUGAUGGUGUGGGGCCUGAGCUUAUGGAGGCUGUCAGAAAAGUCUUUAAGGCAGCCCUGGUCCCUGUGGAGUUUCAGGAGUAUCAUCUGAGUGGGAUGGAGAACAUGGCCACAGAAGAGAAACUGGAACAAGUGCUGAACUCCAUAAGGAAAAAUAAGAUCGCGAUCAUUGGAAAAAUCCAUACGCCAAUGGAUAACAACAAAGGCAUCUUGUCUUAUAAUAUGCAGAUCAAGCGGAAACUGGAUCUGUUUGCUAACGUUGUUCCGGUCCAGAGCCUUUUGGGAUAUGAGACCCGACACAACAACCUGGACUUGGUGAUCAUCCGGGAGCAGACUGAGGGAGAAUAUAGUGCCCUGGAGCAUGAAAGUGUCAAGGGGGUGAUUGAAUGUUUGAAGAUCAUCACUAGUUACAAGUCCCGGCGAAUUGCCAAGUUUGCCUUUGACUAUGCCACCAAAAAGGGUCGAAAGAAGGUCACAGCCGUGCAUAAGGCCAAUAUUAUGAAGCUGGCUGAUGGGCUCUUCCUGAAGUGUUGUGAGGAGGUGGCUGAGCUAUACCCCAAGAUCAAGUUUGAGAACAUAAUCAUAGACAACUGUUGUCUACAGUUGGUGAAAAAUCCAUACCAAUUUGAUGUGCUCGUGAUGCCCAGUCUCUAUGGAAACAUUGUUGACAACUUGGCAGCAGGACUGGUGGGGGGUGCUGGUGUGGUUCCUGGUGAGAGCUACAGUGGUGAAUACGCUGUUUUUGAAACAGGUGCAAAGCACCAGUAUAGCCAGGCUGCGGGCAAGAACAUUGCCAACCCUACUGCCAUGCUACUGUCUUCCAGCAAUAUGCUGAAUUACCUCAACCUGAAAGAUCACUCCAGCAAGAUUGCUGGGGCUGUGAAGGCAGUGAUAAAAACUGGCAAAAUUCGGACUGAGGAUAUGGGCGGCAAAAACACCACAUCAGAAUUCAUCGAUUCGAUUAUCAAACACCUGUAACCCCUUCACGGGGGCUAGAAUCCCUUCCUAUUUCCUUAUUUUAUACUGGAAGAGAGCCCCUGGACAACACCCCAUGCUUCCAUAAAGUGGACGGCAGGAGAAACUUGCCUGUGUCUCCUUUCCAUUCCAAGGGACAAGAUCUAUCUACAGCUGUUUUGCUUUUGUCUCAGUAAAAACAUGGACCAGAAUAAAGAAAGGACUAACUUGCUCACCAGUUUCACUACCAGUGUAAGGCAAUAAAGCAGACUGGAUUCGAUGAAGCAGAUUAAGGAAUACUGAAGAAUCUCACUCUCUAUAUAACAUAAAAUAGAUUGUUUGAUAUACUUUCAAUAUUUAAUUAUGUCAUUAUGCCAUAACAUUUCAAUACAGUUCAAUCCUUGCA